AUGGAUUUCUCAUUUCCCUCGCACCAUUUCGACAGGGUCCAGAUUUCAGACCAAGACCCCAAGCCUGAUCUACUGUCACAACCAGAAGCACCAUCUCAGGGCACUAGUAAUCUCACGGCGACUACUAAUGGAUUCAGUGUAGCUGACUGGGCGAGAUGGAGAUCCCAGUCAGCUCCUCUGUCUCCUCGUCACUAUGAAGGUUACAGUCUUCCUCAUGUUGCUGAUGGUGAGACAUACGGCUUGGGCCCGUUGCCUCAGGAGCCCAUUGGGGAUCCAAAUGGGUAUCUCGAUUACCGCACAAAUGUCAACCCCGGCAUAGCUACCGCAACCUUUGAGGCAUUGGCUCCUCAGGUCGAUGAUGGCCACUCAGAUUGGCCACUUCUGCAAUCACCCCAUGCCUUCAAAGACCAGUCAUACAACUAUCCCCAGUUGGUACCUUUUCAGCCACCUCCAGACUCCCCGCCGUCGCCACUUUCUGAGGUCUCGUCCUACCACUCUCCGCAAUCCCUUGCUGCUUCGAGCCCGGGAAUGGCGAACCCAACAGGGGAUCGUCUUUCACCACGUUCAAGCACUGGUGACAAUAGAGAGGAGCGUCCUGGACAGCCUCCUUACUCUGUUCUCAUCUACCAGGCCUUGAAGGAAGCACCAGGCAACAAGCUUCAACUCCAGAGCAUUUAUGCCUGGUUUGAAGCAAAUACAGACAAGGGAGGGGACCCAAACGCAAAGGGGUGGCAGAACAGUAUUCGACAUAAUCUCUCAAUGAACGCGGGAUUCGAGGCAGUAAAGGAAGAAGUUGGUCCAGGCAAGAAGGCAGUGAACUUCUGGAGGCUGACUCCGGAGGCUAUCCACAGCGGCGGCAUCCAAUCAACUACUCGUUACCGCAAGCUUCAACACCAAAAGAAAGCCGUGGGCUCAGGCCACCGUGGACCCACACGUCAGUCCUCGGAGUCCAAGAGAGUCCCUGCCACGAAGGUUGUCAAAUCACGCAGCACGAACAGUCCCCAUAGCGAGCGCGCCGAAGCAUAUCAUCAUCAAGUACUAAACACCAACCUCAAUAUAGGACAUGAAUACGAUCCAAUGAGCUUUCCAGCCACCCAAAGACAUAUGCAAUACCCCAUGGGUCCUAUUGUCGGGUGCACCCCAUUACAAGACAACAAUACGGUCUUUGUCGAUACCAAUGGACCAGGGUCAGCAUUUGAUGUGGGCCAUGAUUGGUAUGCUCCAGGGUCGGGCUUCAACCGGGUCCAGGAUCCACUUGAUGGACCCGGUCGAUCAUCAUGGGAUUUGAAAAAAGAAAUUUAA
Molecule: messenger RNA, 1302 nt
Organism: Penicillium griseofulvum
Lineage: Eukaryota; Fungi; Ascomycota; Eurotiomycetes; Eurotiales; Aspergillaceae
Product: Winged helix-turn-helix transcription repressor DNA-binding
Exons: 2
Coding region: 1-1302 (433 amino acids)
Biological process (GO): regulation of transcription by RNA polymerase II
Molecular function (GO): DNA-binding transcription factor activity, RNA polymerase II-specific; RNA polymerase II cis-regulatory region sequence-specific DNA binding
Source: RefSeq, a predicted model, not a curated record